Molecule: messenger RNA, 273 nt
Organism: Sclerotinia sclerotiorum 1980 UF-70
Lineage: Eukaryota; Fungi; Ascomycota; Leotiomycetes; Helotiales; Sclerotiniaceae
Exons: 2
Coding region: 1-273 (90 amino acids)
Source: RefSeq, a predicted model, not a curated record
AUGGCUGAAAAUGUCACCAUUGGAGCGCCGGUUCAUACACUGGUAGAUGCGUACGUCGCACUAAAUCACAAAUCAUCAUCAUCAUCGUACAGUGUCAGGUCCAUUGUAUCAAUAAUAGUCACCCAUUUUUUGACAGGUUCUCUUAUGUAUCACAUCACCGCCGAAUGGGAAGACAGGUAUAGAGUCUUGGAAGGUUGGCCGAAACUAUCUAGCUUGGCAAAAGGUGUUUGUCACAGUUUGUGGAAUUGGCAAGGGAAUGGGGUGAAGGCAUAA